This is a messenger RNA of Orussus abietinus, 7408 nucleotides long. RefSeq lists its product as uncharacterized. Bases 295 to 4227 code for a protein of 1310 amino acids. Gene Ontology annotation, cellular component: cytoplasm. Gene Ontology annotation, molecular function: protein tyrosine/serine/threonine phosphatase activity; actin binding. The record is from RefSeq and is a predicted model, not a curated record. The transcript has 9 exons. Gene Ontology annotation, biological process: protein dephosphorylation; negative regulation of actin filament polymerization; actin cytoskeleton organization. NCBI's taxonomy places the organism in Eukaryota, Metazoa, Arthropoda, Insecta, Hymenoptera, Orussidae.
CGCAUCUGCGAUCCGAGUCUCCGUGUCGCGGGUGACGAGGGCGAGUGGGGGGGGCUUCGCCAGGCGGGCGGAAAAGUGGGCGCGCGACUCGGUUUCGGCAUGAGCCCCCGCGGGACGUGCGGGUUCGAGCGGGCAGGCGCAUCAAGAGGUUAGGUGUCCGUCCCGAGCCGCGACCGAGCGUGAAAGAGUUCGCCGGGUGAUGGCGAGGAAUGUCAGGCGUCGCGACGGCCCGUGAGGACGCCCGUCGUCGUUGUACUCGUCUUGCGCGCGGCAAAGCUGGGCGCCGUCGGCUCGAUGGUUCUCGAGAUCGUCGCGAUGCGCAACCCGGGGUUCCUCAUAGAGGACGCCAGGCAUGGAUACAUUCAGUACAUCAGCCUGAGCGAAUGCUACUUCGCCGGAAAGGGCGCCGCCCUGGUACUUCCGCCGAACGAGAGGGCCCGCCCUUCGAGGAGAGUCUCCGCCGCGGGAUGCGACAUCCAGCAGCAUCUGCAGUCCAUGUUCUACCUCCUAAGGCCGGAGGAGACCCUGAAGAUGGCAGUGAAGCUGGAGUCGGUGCAUCCUGGGAGAACGCGUUACCUAGUCGUGGUGUCCUGUACGGGUCGUCAGGACGCCGAAGAGAGCUGUCUGCUGGGGAUCGACUGCCAUGCCAGGGCGACAGUGGGACUGGUCCUCCGGGUUCUAGCGGACACUGCCAUCACCCUGGACGGCGAUGGAGGCUUCAGCGUCAGCGUCUGCGGCCGUCAGCAUAUUUUUAAGCCAGUCUCCGUUCAAGCGAUGUGGUCGGCGCUGCAGACCUUGCACAAGGUGUCGAGCAAGGCUCGCGAGCACAAUUACUUCCUCGGCGGAUUGUCGCACGAUUGGGUCAGCUACUAUGAGCAGCGCAUCGAGAGCGAUCGCUCCUGCCUCAACGAAUGGCACGCGAUGGACAACCUCGAGUCCAGAAGACCACCUUCGCCCGACAGCGUGCGCAACAAGCCUAGAGAAAGGGACGAGACGGAGCGAGUGAUUCGGUCGACCCUGAAGGAGAUCAUGAUGUCGGUGGACCUCGACGAGGUGACCUCGAAGUACAUCCGAGGACGCCUCGAGGAGGACCUGGACAUGGACCUAGGGGAAUUCAAGCCCUUCAUCGACCAGGAGAUGCUCACCAUCCUGGGGCAAAUGGACGCCCCUACGGAAAUCUUCGACCAUGUUUACCUUGGGAGCGAGUGGAAUGCCAGUAACCUGGAGGAGCUGCAGAAGAACGGGGUGAGGCAUAUCUUGAACGUGACGAGGGAGAUUGACAACUUCUUCCCCGGCAUGUUCAACUACCUGAACGUCCGAGUGUACGACGACGAGAAGACGGACUUGCUGAAGCACUGGGACGACACCUUCAAGUACAUAACGAAGGCGAAGAAGGAGGGCUCGAAGGUCCUGGUCCACUGCAAGAUGGGAGUCUCGAGGUCGGCCUCGGUGGUGAUCGCCUACGCCAUGAAGGCCUACAACUGGGACUUCUCCCAAGCCUGGAAGCACGUAAAGGAGAAGCGCAACUGCAUCAAGCCGAACAACAGCUUCCUGCUGCAGCUGGAGACCUACCAAGGCAUCCUCGAUGCGAUGAAGAACAAGGAGAAGCUGCAGAGGUCCAAGUCGGACACGAAUCUCAAGUCGCCGACCCUGACGAAGGACCGUACGAAAAAGGAGGAGAAGUCGGACGGGCCUGAAAGCAGUCUCCUGGAGGUAUCAGGUGCCGAGCUCAAAAGGAACGGCCAGAGGCCUAAAAGCUGGUCGCCUAAUGCCGAAAUGGCGGAGAACGCUCUGCCCCCUGCCCCACUCUCACAGUCGUUGGAGAGUCUCGACAAGGCUGGAAGUUCCGAAAUCACCCGAGAGGAGUUGCUGCGAGGCUCGAAUCCGACGAAGCAGGGCGGCGAGCAGGAGGCCAGGAACGUGCUGAUGCCCUGCGACAACGGCGAGUCAUACAGCGUGUCCCAGAACCAGAUCGUCCACCUGCCAGGACCCGAUACUCCAAGCGUGAAGCACCGCGUCAGCAAACUGGAGCCCCAGGGUCCUCGAAGAAAGGGCUUGGUGCUGAAUUUAACGAACCAGUUCGAAGCAGCCACCAGCAAGCCCUCGUCCCCAGGAUCGGACACUGACUCGAAACCUCUGCCGUUACCUCAGAGUCCUGUAGCGGGUGAUAAGCCGGUUUCGAACGGGAUAGGGUGUUCCUCCCUGGAGGAGCGGUGUCGAGACGACUCCCAGGGUCAGCGAGCACCGAAGCAGUUGACAGCCGUUUUGUUGAAGCAAGAGGUCUGGGACCCCGGGGACCAGACCUACGAGAAGGAGACCGCGCUGACCGAUAAGCCUGAUACCCUUGACAAUAGUGAAUGUCUAGUCUGGACUGCCUCGGCAGAAGCUAAAUGUACUAACGUGAGACCUAGUGUUAAUAGUACUAACGGUAGUAUCGUAGGGAGCGCCGAGAGUGACUGUAUAGGAGGCGCGUCAAGAUCGUUGACAGCCAGCGGGGCCAUGGCAGCCACGACUGCGAUCGUCACAACGGCGACCGGAACCAUAACAACGGCGACGGGAACCAUAGCAACGGCGACGGGAACCAUAGCAACGGCGACCGGAACCAUAGCAACGGCCACCGGAACCAUAGCAACGGCGACUGGAACUAUAGCAACGACGACCGGGUCCGUUAUGACGAUGACGGCGACAACCGUUUAUCCUGGGACGCUCAACAGGAGGAACAGGAAAGACGGAGACCCUUUUAGCGCUCAGUUAGACAGAGUUUUUGACAGGGAGGAGAGGAGGGGCGAACCUAGUCGGGACUUGCCUAGUCGACAAAGUUCCUGGAGCAGUUACGACAGCGCGGUCGGCCUGGACAACAAUUCAGUUCACAGCUCUUGGGCUACCCUACCUUCGAGGAACAGUUCCUGGGGGUCCUACGACAUGCGACCCACCGAUCCCCUUGGAUCUAGCGGGCUUUUCCCCUAUGACAGGGAGGAGAUACCUUGGCAUCCUGGCACCGUCAAGCGCACCAAGCAGAAGCUGGAAGAAGGCACCACCACUGGAACCGUCAAGAGGGUGUGCACGCAGCUUUCGGAACCUGAAGAGAAAGCGGACAGGCUGAAUGACCAAGACGACGUUCCCGUGGAGGCCUACAAUCAGGUACUACUGCACUAUACGCCAUCGCCGACGCCAUGCAGAAGGGAUCCCUCCCCUGCUACCGAGUGCAUCCCAAAGUCGUCCAGUACAAUCCGAGACCCGUUUGGACCCCCUGAAGGAAUAGAUAUAGCCCCAUCGCAGUCCACUCGACAACUUGGAAGGCUUUCGACCAGUGCACCGGCACCCUCUUCCCUUUCAGAAACGGAUCUACCGGUGUCCCUUCGCAGCUGCCGCUCCGAGAGCGAGACUUCAUCCCCCUGCGUGGUGAACACGCCCCAGUGUCCUUCGGUGAAGCACCAUAAAAUGGUUCUAGAGAACCUGACGAACAAGCCCGUUCUGAACAAACGAUGCCUCUCGGUCGACGACUCUCCAGAGGCCGAGUGCCCUCGAAGCAGCGCGGGGAUAGUCAAGAAUCUGAAGAAGGAGUUCGAGGCCAAGUCGACGAAGCUGGAGAAGAGUCCGGAGUUGGGGAACGAGGCCGAGGUCUCGUCUCCUCCCAGCAGGUCCAGGAAGGACGGGAAGAUCAGGAGUCUGCCCUCCUCGCCGGUGAUAGCUCACAACGAGUCCAAAAUGAACUCCCAACCACUAGGCGACAACGAGGCGAAGGACAAAGACCCUAGGAGGAAGGAAUCCUCGUCGUCGUCCUCGUCUUCGUCCUCGACCGCGUCACUACCCUCGCCUUCCCAGCACCGGCAGGAGAGCGUUGAGGAUCUGUCCGUCAGGGUCCUGGUGGGCAAAUACGAGGUCGCCAAGCCCGAACCUAGAAAGUCCAUCGAAGUUCAGCUUAGACCUCACAGGGACCGAGAUUCCCUGGAGAUUCACCCCCCUGCCAAGUCGAAGAUCGCCCCCGAAUUCGCCAGGAGGUCCGCUCCUGUCGCCAUGGACCAACAUCAUCCCAGCCCUUUGUUCUGCGAGGCCAAUCCUGAAGCUCCGGGAAGGCCACCUGUCCCCUCUCCCAGCGUCGUGGUUGCCAGUGUCGUCGCCAAGGCAGCUAGUAAAAAGCAACAACAACAACACGGGAGAACUCAUCCGUUGACCAGGCUGCAGGUCAGGCCUAGGCACAGCAGUCCCGUUUACAACACCAUGUAACGAUGCCCUGGAUUACGAGUCAAUUGAGAGGUAUCGACUGUACAUUGCCCGAUGUCCGAGUUGGCAUCUUGGCACUGGUCUCUGAAGGGUACCUGUAGGUACCAACGAUGUUGGCCAAGGUGUCUAGGUACAAGUUUAGCGAUGCCAUUAGACCAUUUCUGAGGAUAUGUACUUGGGUAUCUGUAGACGAUACGAUGGAAGCCUGGGAAAUGUCCCAUUUUGGAGCAACGUCAGCCAAAUCGUGCAUGGUACUUGGAACGCGGAUUUAUUCCAGCGAUUGAAGGGAAAAUGCACCUUGAAGAGCAUAUCCUUGGAAGGGUCUCCGGUCUUCGAGUACGUUUCCGCGUCUCUUCGUGUACUUAGAGGUGCGAGGGUACCUAUGGGUACCCAUGGUGUGAGGGAAGAGCCGAGGAACUCGUGUGAUCUCUUUAAUGCCAAUUCAGUCCGAUUUUGGCUGACAGUCAAAGACCGACCUGGAAUAAACUCGGGAUAGUGGGACACGAUCUCUAGAGGGAACAUGGGACAUCUCCAACGCCGACCCGACAAAAGCGUGGAGUCACUCGUAUUCUGCUCAGGGAAUGUAUAAUUUGCUUCCUCGUCGCCGCAACUUCUCCAUUGGAGAGCCUUGAAUGUCGCGUUGUACAUACAUGUAAAAAUUAAACGAAGUCAGUAGUCAAUUUAUAUAGAGAACACGUGUAGUCUGUGUGACGUAUUUGCAAACGCAGGGAGCUUUUUCGCGUUACUUCGUUACUUCGACCCCGAGAAAGAAAAAAGUACCACCUUUGACGCCAUGAUCCAGAAAUUGACCCGAUUUGCAGAAGUACUUAAACAGUCUUCGAUCUGCGUUCUCUCGCGAGGAUUGAUAAAAGAGACGCUCCCCAAUUUUCCACGAUAGUGCUCCGAUUUGUAAUCCCGUAGCGCGUUCAUUGCUCAGCUAUCAAUACUCAAUUCGAUAGAUGUCCUAAUCCUGAUCCAGAGGUCGUGGAUCUCUCGUCGGAUCCUUGGCUCGGUGUCGUCCCCGCUUAGGAUGUUAGCAAUAAAGAAAAAAAAAAUAAAAAGAUAGGUCGUCGUUGAAAUGAAAAGGCGCAUCGUUCGACGAGGACCGAUGUUCCUAAGUCAUCUCGUCAUAAUUUAGUGGGCUCGGAAUCAAAGAUCCUCCAACCUGGGGAGGCCUCCUCGCGAGCGAGCGGAGGACGAGGCGUCGACUUCGAUAAAGUCAAACGAAAUAUUAUUAAAAUGGGAAAAAGAAUUAAAAAUGUAUUAUUAGACCGCAAGAGGGAGGAGAGUGGAGUCGCGUGCGUGGAGCUACCGCAAGAAACGAAGGUGACGAAAGUCAAGAGUCUCUUAUUUUCUUUUUUUUUCUCGGGUCUUCCGAGCGAACCCGGGAGCGAGCGCUCAGUUCGGCUGUGAAUGUAACAUCUGAGCCUCGUCGUGUAUCUUUUUUCCCGCCUUCUUUUUUCCCACUUAUCACGUCCGGUCUCUCUCUUAUCUCUCCCCUUAUCGUCCUCCUUUCUUCGACUGAAAGGAGACGUUGACUUUAAUGUGCAAGAGACGAUACUCUGCGAACCCAUCGGACGGAGCUAGGGACUCUGAAACGGAAUCGUAUUGUGUAAAAAGGACUAUUUAGUAACUUAUAAUGACGCAUGUGAUUAGAGUGCCGCGAGCUCCUUGAAAUCGUCGUCGAGGCUGAUUUUAAGGGAAGCGAGCCCGGUUUUUAUCAUUUUUUUUUUGUUUUCAUCUUUUUUUGCAAGAGAGAGAAAGGUGAGGGUCUAGGUGCGCUGAUAGGGUUGCGAAUCAUUUGUCCGGGUGAUGAUCUUUGAGUGAACGUUGUACCGAGGAUAAGGAUGUUAUCGGCGUUUAGGGAUCCCCAAGUCGGCGACCUUUUUCCAUGUACUUGCCCUCCUGUAAAGUGGAAUUUCCAUUCAGAAGCCUUUGCUGCGAAUUAUUCAUGAUUUUCAACUACGAUAGCGAGGUAGCAUGCAUAUCAAAUUGUCCAAGAAUGGUCUUUACGUCGCUCCUCGGAACUCCUCAAUUUUAGUCCGUUUUUAAAGUAUAUAAAAUCUUGCGGUGUAUCAAGUAUAUAAUUACCCAAAUGUUUAUCGGGAUUUUUGAAAAAAGGAAAGCCUGAGAGUGUCCAGAUAAUGUUCGUCGACUCGGUAUCUCUACACGCCUAAUUAUUAUCGUACUCUUUAUACACUUCUAUUACCAAUUAAUCGUCGCGUAUCGCGUGAUCCCCAUCCAGGAUUCAGUCGAGUAUUGCGAAAUCGCUCCUCGACGAAGGCCGAUUCGUACGAAGUAUUCUCGCAUGACUCUCUAAUGCCAAAAGUACAAUUGAACCGAGGGUGCGAGACGAGCACUGGUCAAACAAUAAACGAAAAUAAGCGAAGAAGCAAAUCAACGAGAGAGGAAGGAAACGGAAGGAAAUCAAUUAAACUAGGUAACGAUAAGCCUCCAAUGUUCGUGUCUCAUAGAUAUUUUUUCAAACAUAUCGAGGGUUUGUUGUCACGUCCAGCAGAGUCCGAGGAGAGAUCGGGAGAUGGAGAGAAAAAAAUCGGCUAUGUCGCUUUUCCGCGUCCCAGACCAAUUUUCUACUAUCCCAUGAUGAGAGCUCGCCAUGGAGUGCGACUUCCCAUAGACCUCACCACGAUGACUAUAUUUUAUUACCGCAUGACUUCUCAGACCAAAUAGGGACGUCGGUUAUGCGUGUAGAAAUCGAGCGAGCGAAUGGAAGGGACGAAAGGUGAACGAUAGCGGACUAUCCGUAGACUUUACAAAGGGAUAGAAAAAUCUAGAUUCCUCAUACAUAGUCGGGACUAACGAGACCUCCUAUCUUCGGAUGGUGGGAACGAUCCAGGCACGCGAAAGUUUGGCUGUUACUAUGAUUUUCCAUCAUUUCUCUGCCCGGAAUCCCCAAUUUGGUCCUGUCUUUACCGAAAACACCCGAGUCGGUGGCGAACCGACGAGCUUAGUUAACUAGCGGUCGAGUAAGUUUGUAUUAUCACGAAUCGAUGUGCUCAUUUUUAGUACUCUUUCCUGACCCUCGAGAAUGUCCCCGCUUGAGUGUGCGUUUAAAGCAAGACGAGAAGCUACUAUGUCGCAAAACAAGUGGAAAGCCGUGCGUUGUUCUGUAUAAAUUUUGUACCAUAGUUUGUAUUAAAUAAAAUACUUGUUUAUUGCUUGA